This is a messenger RNA of Contarinia nasturtii (swede midge), 1117 nucleotides long. RefSeq lists its product as uncharacterized. Gene Ontology annotation, molecular function: ubiquitin protein ligase activity. The coding region runs from base 186 to 968 and encodes 260 amino acids. NCBI's taxonomy places the organism in Eukaryota, Metazoa, Arthropoda, Insecta, Diptera, Cecidomyiidae. The transcript has 3 exons. Gene Ontology annotation, biological process: protein ubiquitination. The record is from RefSeq and is a predicted model, not a curated record.
CUCGGUUUGAAUGUCACUUUUACUUGGUGUCGGACGAGUUUUGCGAAACGGUAUUUUGAUCUAAUAUCAAGUCGAGCUUGCAUCGAAGCAAAAUUCAAUGAAAAUAACAGGUUGAAAGUGUCAUAUUACUGUUUUUAUUCGUGUUUGUUUACGCAAAGUGGUCAUCGUGUUUGAAGCAGCAUUACAUGAAAUUUGUUCAUAGACAGAUUCACAUUACAACUGUCAUAUUAUCAACAAUACAACAUCAGAAAAAAAGAAUCACCAAAUAUUUGAACAUAAAUUGCAUUGUUGCAAAAAUGUCAACGCAAUUCACUUUCGGUUGUGCCAUUUGUGCCGAUAUUUUUGAUGCCCAAAAUAAUGUGUGUGCCACUCGCUGUGGACAUGUUUAUCACGAAAGUUGUCUGCGAAAAUGGCUACUGACUCAAACUCGUCAAGAAAUUCCAAACACUUGUCCGAAAUGUCGAACAACAAUUCGAGGCGGCAUUAGACUGUUUUUGCAUCACAUAAUCGCACCCGAAAUCAUUGAUAAUUCUGAUAAUUCGGAAAUCACUGAGGCUAAAGAUGAUGACGAUGCAACAGAUAUCGAUGACCCACCAUUGUCGCCGUCUUCAACAGUUUCACAGACAUCGUUGACUUCAUCAUUGUCAACGUUGUCAACGAUUACGCAGAGAUCAGACUCGUCAUCCUCAUCAAUUUCAUCGUUAGCUUGGUCGGACGUAGAUAUAUUGGAUAUCCAUCAUGAUCGUGAUUUCUUCGAUGUACGGGAUAUGAGAUUAUCAUUUAUGAACGCUAGACCUGGCGGUCAUAUGAAUUUCUUGCUUGAAUUGGAGCGCCAAUUGGACGAAACAUUUGAUGAUCUUAAUGAUAUCCGUACCUCGACUGAUGUGUUAUCAUCAAAUCUUCGUACAAUUGAGAGAACCAUCAACACUUGGGGGCCAAAUCAAAACGAGAAUUCUCAACGAAAUUAGUCGUCACCAAUUUUACUUACUCAUCAUUUUUUUCACAUUCCAUUUUUUCAACAAAAAAAGUGUGACUUCAUAGUAUUUCAUUCCAAAGAAAUGUCCAAAUAUGUAUAGAUAAAUAAUGAAAAACUUAGAAAUAAGAUAAUUUAUCUAAA